This is a messenger RNA of Cucurbita moschata (crookneck pumpkin), 2108 nucleotides long. RefSeq names its product cell division protein FtsZ homolog 2-2, chloroplastic-like. Gene Ontology annotation, biological process: chloroplast fission. Gene Ontology annotation, cellular component: cytoplasm; chloroplast. Bases 311 to 1768 code for a protein of 485 amino acids. NCBI's taxonomy places the organism in Eukaryota, Viridiplantae, Streptophyta, Magnoliopsida, Cucurbitales, Cucurbitaceae. The record is from RefSeq and is a predicted model, not a curated record. Gene Ontology annotation, molecular function: GTP binding; GTPase activity. The transcript is spliced from 8 exons.
CUGCUUUUUUGGCACUGACCCGCACAUCGCCUUCCUCCAAAAAGCCAGCGUUCAACUCAACCUUCUUCUUCACAUGAUUUUUGUUACUUUUCUGAGGAUUUUUCUCAUAAUUGCGCGAAGAAUCUAAGCUACCAACACGCCCUCUCUCCGCCCACCAUUUCCAUUUCAGGCUCCAAGUACAACUCAAAUGCUACACAUUCUGCACUUUUCUCCGGCAUUGAAAGAGAGGUUUGCGUUGGAUUCGAGAUUUUAAACCGUUAAGAAGUUCUUCUGAACAGUCGACUUUAGAAUUUACAUUGACAAUUUUGUGAUGGCAAGUUGUACGUGGAUACAUUUUGCUCUUUCUGAUGGUCGAAACCCAGUUGGCGUACUGAAUGUUCUUGGAGGAAGAGUAUCAAUGUCAAAUUAUAAUUCGUCCGGAAGAUUUGGCUGCGUUAAAAUGCAUGAAGAAGGGAAUGGAUUUGUGGGUGUUGGCCAAAAGUUAGCUCUGCGUAAAUUCAAAUGUGCCUCCCAUUCUCACAGUGUCGGUUCAUAUCCAAAUAGAGACCCUUUUCUUGAACUACACCCUGAAAUUUCAAUGCUUAGAGGAGAUGGGAGCAAUAUGUUGAGUAACCCAAGACAGGAUAGUUUAAGUGAAAGUAACACUGAGAGUUUGGGAGACACAAUCAGUCCAAGUAAUUAUGGUGAAGCAAAGAUUAAAGUUGUUGGCGUUGGAGGUGGUGGGUCAAAUGCAGUCAAUCGUAUGAUAGAGAGUUCAAUGAAGGGAGUGGAGUUCUGGGUUGUCAACACGGAUGUUCAAGCUUUGAGAAUGUCCCCUGUGCAAUAUGAGAACCGUCUUCAAAUUGGUCGGGAACUUACAAGGGGUCUCGGAGCGGGUGGGAACCCGGACGUUGGAAUGAGUGCUGCCAACGAGAGCAAGGAAGCUAUUGAAGGGGCACUUUAUGGAGCAGACAUGGUUUUUGUCACUGCUGGAAUGGGUGGAGGGACCGGAACUGGUGGUGUUCCUGUCAUAGCAAGUAUUGCCAAGUCGAUGGGUAUAUUGACAGUCGGUAUCGUUACAACUCCAUUCUCUUUUGAAGGGCGAAGGAGGACAGUUCAAGCCCAGGAAGGAAUUGCAGCUUUGAGAGACAAUGUUGAUACACUUAUAGUCAUUCCAAACGACAAGCUGUUAACUGCGGUUUCGCAAUCAACAGCUGUGACAGAAGCAUUUAACCUAGCUGAUGAUAUUCUUCGCCAAGGUGUUCGCGGUAUCUCCGACAUAAUUAUGAUACCAGGACUCGUCAAUGUAGAUUUUGCCGAUGUUCGAGCUAUCAUGGCAAAUGCUGGCUCUUCAUUGAUGGGGAUUGGAACUGCAACUGGGAAGAGUAGGGCAAGAGAUGCUGCUUUAAAUGCCAUCCAAUCUCCAUUACUUGAUAUUGGUAUAGAGAGGGCCACUGGUAUUGUAUGGAACAUUACCGGAGGGACUGAUCUGACCUUAUUUGAGGUAAAUGCUGCUGCAGAGGUCAUAUAUGAUCUUGUAGAUCCAUCUGCCAAUCUAAUAUUUGGAGCAGUUAUAGAUCCAUCAAUCAGUGGACAAGUUAGCAUAACUCUGAUAGCUACUGGGUUUAAACGCCAAGAAGACAGUGAUGGGAGGCCCUUCCAGGUAAGUCAGCCAGCACGGGGAGAAACGACGUAUAGAGUAAAUCAAAGUCAUUUCGCUGAUGGUGGUCUUGUUGAAAUCCCCGAGUUCUUGAAGAAGAAAGGUCGGUCACGCUAUCCUCGAGCUUAAAACUCUCCAUCUUUCAGCUACUCUAAACUAGUUUCCCUUUCAAGUACUACUGCACAUUGCUUCAGUCAGGUAGUAGAUCUCUACGCCCCAUUGUUUGAAAGUAGUGUGGUAGUGUAAAUAAUUGGAAUGGUAGCUGCCCAAAAUUCAAGAUCAAUGGUUUCUCCUUUGUAGUUUGAGAGCCUGUUUUAAGCAAACACACUUUCAUUGAGUUGAAUUUGUUGAUGAUCUUCAUUGUGUUCUUGAGAGGGAGCGUUAUUUGUAAAGCUUAGUGGCGGUUAUGUUGAAGACAUGGAACUUGUUGAGCUUUCUUUAGGUUUAUGAGAAUGAAUGGUAUUUCAUA